Lolium perenne is the source of this 2127-nucleotide messenger RNA. RefSeq lists its product as uncharacterized. Lineage: Eukaryota; Viridiplantae; Streptophyta; Magnoliopsida; Poales; Poaceae. The record is from RefSeq and is a predicted model, not a curated record.
GGAGGGAAACCUCAGAUGGAAACCAAGAGUGGCAAUCAUUUGUCUAGGAUCUUCUCCCCCCUCUGAAAUCUGAAUUCCAACAGAGAUCCCGUCUGCCCACUCCUUCCUUCCUUCCCUCUCCUCUCCUCUCCAUCCUUUUGUGCGCGCAAGUUGUUAAACUGGCACACGACUUUGGCUUUUUGAGAGAGGCCACAUACAUACGGCUUACUGGAGAGAGGCGGGGCCGCCGCUUUUUGGCCUCCUCCCCAUUGGAGCGCACAAAGCUGGGCGGCACCAUUUAACACUACCACCACCACCACCACCACCACCAGGCGCACCGUCACACAACACACGCGCCAGGGGAGCGACACGCAGGAAUCACACUGGAGUUUGCUUUCUCUCCUGCGAGCAGAUCGGAUUUGAACCAAGAAAGUUGCCAGCAGUCCACACUUGGAACAAUUGUUGGAGAAGUAAUCACCAAACUUGUCCAGGUUGUGUGAAAAUGCACUACAACUUAUAGCCGAAAAUCACGAAGCUCUGAUCUGGUACCAGCAUUCUGAAUUUGUGGAGUGUAUCCAUCGAGGCUGGAGACGCCAAAUUCUGUUCUAGAGGAUUUGCUGGGGUUGCUGAUGGAAGACGAUCCUAAUCAAAACUUUGAGCCAUUCUCGCAGCCUUUCUGCAGCCAGAAUGUGGUUUCAUUUCAAACAAGCGCGACAAGUAGCGGGUCAGGAGGCAUGCCAGUGUACCUGGACUGUUCCAGCAGCAUCGAGACUAACAUGGGGAUGAUGAACACAACACCUUCAGUAGUUGUCUCGACUAGUCCAUCCAGUAUGGUUGCUGAUUCUGCGCAGAACCUCAAAUAUGGAGGACCCCUGGCUGCGGAUUGGUCGUAUCUCGAGCUCCAGGUGCUGAAAGAUUGCCUCGACAGAUAUGUGAAUGAACAUGGCAUUAUGAAGUACAUAAAGAUAGCAGCAUCAAUACCAACCAAGACGGUGAGGGAUGUUGCGAUGAGAUGCCAAUGGAUGGGCAACAAACAAAAUACAAGACGACGGAGGCCUGCAGAGCAUCAUAGCAGAAAAAUGAAAGAUAGAAAGGAUAAUAUGUUAGGGCCUUCGUCGUCCUGGGGUACCCGUACCAGUUAUUCUGUUCAGACAGAUACAAGAGUUUCUUCCUUUGUGCCACAUCAUGCCAUUCAAAACAGUCAAUUUCUAUCUGGAGCCUCUGAGAUAGAUCGGGCAGUUCAGAAUGUACUGGAUGAAAACAAUCGGCUUCUUAAUCAGAUAGACACAAAUAUUCAAGGAUUUCAGGCUCACAACAAUAUCGAUCUAUUCCAUCGCGUGAGAAUGAACAUUGAUGGCCUUUUACAAACCAUGAGCCAAAUGCCUGGAAAAAUGAGUGAGAUGCCUCGGUUGCCAGUUUGGGUGAAUGAAAAUCUUGCUAGCUACUUGCUCCCAGAUCCUAGAAUGGUAAGUACUUCAAGUUCCUGCCACUGGUUGACACUCUUUUAUCACAUAUCAGUUUAAAGUUCUGCAUUUUACCUAGUGAUUUCAUGUUCUUUCAUGAACUUGUUUGAAAUUCGAACCUCACAAUCUUGUGCCGUUCUUGAUCUAGUAAACCAACUUACCAAGUAACCUUUCUUUCUCAAGGCACAAGUUCUUGGAAAAAGCCAUUUGAAGGAGGAGCCAAGAGGAUGGUGAGUCAUAGCCAACAGGUCACAGAUGAGGCAGAUACUGAAACUUCAUCGGUAGUUUGAUGAAUUAGUGAGUAUAAAUACUGCUUCAGCAUAUACGCCAGAUGGCGAUGAAUAGAGUCACCAGGGGAACCUUCUUCCUCUAUAUAGAAUCAAUGGAGAGGUGACUGAGAAGCCACUCUGCAUUGCAUCACAACAAGCCUGUAUAUUGGUGGCUGAACAUUGAGGGAGCAGUGAUGGUUUCAGGAAACUGCAGUUUUUCUCGUCCUGCUGCACCUGCAAAUAUUGAAUCUUUUUUUGGAUUUCUCCUCCAGAGAGAGUAGAGUAAAUAGAAAAUGUAGCACAGGAAGCCAAUAAGAACUAGCUACAUAGCAAAAGAAAAGCCUUUUUGCCGGUCACUAUUUACUUCUUCUCCCUGUAUGUAAACGUAAGUCCAGAUAUCUAGUAAUGUUAUCCAA